This is a messenger RNA of Sphaerodactylus townsendi, 984 nucleotides long. Its product is annotated as MAP/microtubule affinity-regulating kinase 3-like. The annotation marks the transcript as partial. Lineage: Eukaryota; Metazoa; Chordata; Lepidosauria; Squamata; Sphaerodactylidae. Gene Ontology annotation, cellular component: cytoplasm; plasma membrane. The record is from RefSeq and is a predicted model, not a curated record. Gene Ontology annotation, biological process: protein phosphorylation; intracellular signal transduction. The transcript has 6 exons. Gene Ontology annotation, molecular function: ATP binding; protein serine/threonine kinase activity.
AUAGUGUCUGCCGUGCAGUAUUGCCACCAAAAGCAUAUUGUUCAUCGCGAUCUAAAGGCUGAAAAUCUAUUGCUAGAUGCCGACAUGAACAUUAAAAUAGCAGAUUUCGGUUUUAGCAACGAGUUUACAGUUGGAAACAAACUGGACACGUUUUGUGGCAGUCCUCCCUACGCUGCCCCUGAGCUCUUCCAAGGCAAGAAGUACGACGGGCCCGAAGUUGACGUUUGGAGUUUAGGUGUCAUUCUUUACACUCUCGUGAGUGGAUCUCUCCCUUUCGAUGGCCAGAAUCUCAAGGAACUGAGAGAGCGAGUACUAAGAGGGAAAUACAGGAUUCCUUUCUACAUGUCCACAGACUGUGAAAACCUGCUGAAACGUUUCCUGGUGCUAAACCCAACUAAAAGAGGCACUCUUGAGCAAAUUAUGAAGGACAGGUGGAUCAACGCAGGGCACGAGGACGACGAACUUAAACCUUUUGUUGAGCCAGAGCUGGACAUCUCGGACCAGAAGAGAAUAGACAUUAUGGUUGGAAUGGGAUAUUCUCAAGAAGAAAUACAGGAAUCCCUUAGUAAAAUGAAAUAUGAUGAAAUCACUGCUACAUAUUUGCUAUUGGGAAGGAAAUCAUCAGAGUUGGAUGCCAGCGACUCAAGCUCCAGCAGCAACCUUUCACUCGCAAAGGUCAGGCCAAGCAGUGACCUCAACAACAGCACAGGACAAUCUCCGCAUCACAAGGUGCAGAGAAGUAUAUCUUCCAGCCAGAAGCAGCGACGGUACAGUGAUCAUGGUGAGCGUUCCUUGCCUCAUUAUGUCAGAAUUUUUGGUGGCAUGGAACAGUUGGGGAAAUCAGUGCGGACAUCCUCUGUAGUUCAGCCUCUAAAAACCAGCGAGUUUGGAAUGCUAGAGAGCGGCAUGUUUGGGAUGAAGAGUUUUCAUAUCCUUUUUGAGGGAAGGUUUCGAUUUGAUGUGGAAAUCCACCGUGUGCCAUAA